UACUGUCUAAUCAUUAUCACCCAAAUUUAAUUAUUUUUUAUUGUGAAUCAUGCUAGUUGAAUACUCUCAUCGAAGAUUAUGCAUAAAAUAACUAACUACAUCAAUUAGAAAGUUUACGUUGAAAAUAUUUGACCGGAUAUUACGUAGCUUCAAAGAUUUGUCAGGCACUCAGGCUGGCAGUUGUCUCAUAGUAUGCCAAACGAUGACAGCUAAUGGCUGUUUUUAUUUAAACUAUCCAACUCUGUUGUCUACCCCUUCACUUCUGUGUACCUGAGUUGUUUUUUAGUGUUUUGUUGUUGUAACCGGUGAACCUACAUGCUACAGUGUCUUCCAAUCGGGGCAAACUUUUUAGCUCCAGCGAGAGGGAAGUCGACUGGGAUGCGGAAGCUAGCCCGGCAGCAGCUAGCCAACAUGGGCGAAGAUAGGGACUCUCUAUUCAUCUCCGCGGACUGUUGGCUUCAUCUACAUUUUGCACACGCCAAGGGUCAAUAGUUGGAUCGUUCACUAACAUUCAGACCUCCUUGCGAUGCUGUAUAUUAUGCAGGCUGCACCUUAAAGUACAGUGUGGGCCACUGAAAACCUGCAAGGUUGCAGACAACCCUUGCAGCCUCUUCUAGAUUUGUUUUCGGUUGUAUGGGAGAGUAAGCUAUGGGAGGCUCUGUGUCCUGCUGCAUUUCCCCGGGAGAGAGUCCCAAGAUCCACAGGAGAGAUGUGGAGUUGGAGGAAUGUCCUUUCACUGCGGAGGAUGUGAGUGAGGACACCGGCACUUACCUGCAGCACAUCAGCGACAGGGAGCUCCCUGAUGAGCUGGCCCAAGAAGCCAACCCAUCCGACCAUGCCAAAGCCAGCACCCUCUUCCUCAACAAGUCUCAAACAGACGUACGAGAGAAAAGAAAAAGCACCUACACGAACCACAUGUCCCCUGCCCUCCUGACCAAGAAGUACAGCUCCUGCUCCACAAUCUUCCUGGACGACAGCACAGUCAGCCAGCCCAACCUCAAGAACAACAUCAAAUGUGUUGCCUUGGCAAUAUACUACCACAUAAAAAACAGAGAUUCAAAUCGCUCACUGGAAAUAUUUGAUGAAAAGAAACAUCCACUGUCGCGUGAGAAAGUUGCAGAUGACUACUCUGUGGUGGACCCCGAGCACAGGCUGAUCUACCGCUUCAUACGCACUCUUUUUGGCUCGGCUCAGCUCACCGCAGAGUGCGCCAUUGUGACAUUGGUGUACUUGGAGCGGCUGCUAACUUACGCCGAGAUUGACAUUUGCCCUUGCAACUGGAAACGGAUCGUUCUAGGUGCAAUCCUGCUGGCUUCUAAGGUGUGGGACGACCAGGCAGUGUGGAAUGUGGACUACUGCCAGAUCCUCAAAGACAUCGCUGUGGAUGACAUGAACGAUAUGGAGCGACAGUUCCUCGAGUUGCUCCAGUUCAACAUCAACGUCCCGGCCAGUGUCUAUGCCAAGUAUUACUUUGACCUGCGUUCGCUCGCCGAUGACAACAACCUUGGCUUCCCUUUGGAGCCACUAAGCAAUAAGAGGGCCCAAAAACUAGAGGCGAUCUCCAGGCUUUGUGAGGACGGGUACAAGUACCUGAACAAAUCCACUUUGAAGAGGUCUCUCAGUGCAGACAACCUAGUUGGGACUAAGAACUCAAAGGCGGUGCUGUCCUAAUUGUACAGCAGCCGUGUUGGAUCCCAUAAGGUAGUGAAGCACCAUCAUGGACGUUUAAAGUAGGAGUUGUUUUAAAAUAAUGGUCAAGUGGUGAAGGCAACCAGCAUGAAGCCACACAAGUUGAUGAUUUGCUGGCUUUUGUUUUAGUCUUUACAAACUGUCCGAUGCAACAGUGAUGGUGUUCCUUACUUGGGAACACAAGUGAACGCUGCCUUGCUUACCGUGUAGGCAAUUAUGGCUGUAAAAUGUAUCAAAUGAAUGAACAUUGGAGAACCAGGCGUCAAACUGUGAUUUGUUCCAAAAACAUCUGUCACAGAUGAGGCUAGAAGAGAUUAGCAGUGGCGUAGGUCAUUAGCUCCCAAAAAACAAAACAUCUUCCCCUUUUAGAUACACUAUUCAUCCUAAAAAACACUUUUGCGUUGACAUUUUCAAGAAAAAACAGAGAAACUGUCGCGGUUUCCUGCUGGGUAUCUGGUAAGUUGCCAUACAUGAGGCCUUUUUCCAUCAAAGUUCAGGAACAUUAAGGUCCUGGAACCUUUAGUUCCUCAAACUAUAGGUUUCUCUAGAAGUGUGUGGUUUGUGUUUCCAUCGCAUUUCACAGUUCUGGGUAGUUUAUACAGAUCAGGCUGACGUAUAGAGGAGUGGUACAGUAUAUUUUUACAUUGAUAACUUGUAAAUAAACAGACAAUAAUAGGUCAUAUUUAUUUUUACUAAAGUGUAAGUAAAUACAAUACAAAGCAAUAAGAUAUCAGGGUUUUUCCUGGCUCAAAAUGAGGCAGAUGUGGUACAAUCCUGACCAUGCGCCAGAAUUUUAACGCCAAAAAAAUGAUAGUUUUUUUCAAUUUACAGUAAUAUGCUGUAAAGAACACCGUAAAAUGUAUUGUCGUUUUUAUUAAUUUGAUGGGUAGUUUGCUGUAAAUUCCUAAGUCAAGCAGCUAUUUAAGUAUUUAUUUUUAUUUAGACAAUGUUUGGAAAGUAUGAUAAUAUACUGUGAUAUUUGUUGCAAUAAUGGAUACCAUUAAAGUUUAAAAGGCAUGCAAUUUCAAGCAGUACAUAUAUUUUUUCUGUCAAAAUGAAAAAAAUCCAUUACAUUUACUGAGAAAAUAUUAAAGG
Messenger RNA from Entelurus aequoreus (snake pipefish), 2784 nucleotides. Its product is annotated as cyclin-Y-like protein 1. NCBI's taxonomy places the organism in Eukaryota, Metazoa, Chordata, Actinopteri, Syngnathiformes, Syngnathidae. Gene Ontology annotation, molecular function: cyclin-dependent protein serine/threonine kinase activator activity; protein kinase binding. The transcript is spliced from 10 exons. The coding region runs from base 649 to 1671 and encodes 340 amino acids. The record is from RefSeq and is a predicted model, not a curated record. Gene Ontology annotation, cellular component: plasma membrane. Gene Ontology annotation, biological process: regulation of canonical Wnt signaling pathway; regulation of cyclin-dependent protein serine/threonine kinase activity.